AUGGGGUCGCCACGCAACAAUUUAUUCUUCCAUGCUUUGCCCAGAGCACUCCGUCUCCCACAUUUCUCCGCAACUGCUGCAACCCCUCGCUACUUUAGCCAUCACUUUGCAAGCAACAUGGCUUCGUCGCAAGAGAAGACCAGUCAAUGGACUGCAGAGCGCGUUCGAAACGAAUUUAUAGAUUAUUUCAAGGAGAGAGGACACACCUUUGUGCCCUCCUCCUCUGUCGUGCCUGUUUCUGAUCCAACCCUUUUGUUCGCAAAUGCGGGCAUGAACCAGUACAAAUCAAUUUUCUUGGGAACAGUUGAUCCUCAGUCAGACUUUGCGCAUCUCAAACGUGCAGUCAAUUCGCAGAAGUGUAUUCGAGCAGGUGGAAAGCACAAUGAUCUUGAUGAUGUGGGCAAAGACAAUUACCACCAUACUUUCUUUGAAAUGCUCGGAAACUGGAGUUUUGGAGACUAUUUCAAGAACGAAGCGAUUACCUAUUCCUGGGAACUUCUUACCAAAGUAUUCGGCCUCGACCCAUCCAGACUGUAUGUCACUUACUUUGAGGGGGAUGCACAAGGCGGCCUUGAGCCAGAUUUGGAGGCGAAAGAUAUCUGGAGAAAAGUUGGCGUUCCGGAGGAUCAUAUUCUUCCAGGCAACAUGAAAGAUAACUUCUGGGAGAUGGGCGACCAGGGUCCCUGUGGCCCUUGCAGUGAGGUUCAUUAUGAUCGAAUUGGUGGCCGAAAUGCUGCAUCUCUUGUCAACCAAGAUGACCCAAAUGUGCUUGAAAUCUGGAACAACGUCUUCAUUCAGUAUAACCGUGAGGCGGAUCGCUCACUGAGACCUCUGCCGAACAAACAUGUCGAUACCGGUAUGGGUUUUGAGCGACUAGUCUCCGUUCUCCAAGACAAGUCAUCGAACUACGACACUGAUGUUUUCAUGCCGCUAUUCCGCACGAUACAAGAGAUUACAGGUGCUCGCGAAUAUCAAGGACGAUUUGGGGCCGAGGACGCCGACGGAGUGGACACCGCUUAUCGAGUAGUGGCUGAUCACGUCAGAACCCUGACCUUUGCAAUCUCUGAUGGCGCAUACCCCAAUAACGAAGGUAGGGGUUAUGUUAUUCGCCGAGUUCUUCGUCGAGGAGCUCGUUAUGCACGCAAAUAUUUUAACGUGGAGAUUGGCAGCUUCUUUUCUAAGAUUGUCCCUACUCUUGUUAACCAAAUGGGAGGCAUGUUCCCGGAAAUUAAGGAAAAACAGGAUGAGGUCAUGGAGGCUUUGAACGAAGAAGAGGUUUCGUUCUCCAAGACACUGGACCGUGGCGAGAAACAAUUCGAGAACUAUGCUCAACAGGCCAAAUCGAAGGGCCUCAACAAGCUUCAUGGCGCAGAUGUAUGGAGACUUUAUGAUACUUUUGGCUUCCCAGUCGACUUGACUCAAAUCAUGGCAGAGGAGCGAGGUCUCAGUAUCGACGAAGCCGAAUUCGAAGAGGCACGAUUGAAGGCCAAGGAAGCCAGCAAAGGCCAGAAGAAGGCUGCUGCAGAGACUGUGAAGCUUGAUGUUCAUGACUUGGGCAAGCUGGAUAACAUGCACGAAGUUCCGAAGACAGAUGAUUCUUCCAAAUUUGACUCUCCGAAAAUCGAGUCCGUUGUCAAGGCAAUUUACUAUAGCAAGAGCUUCAUUCAGACCACGGCGGAUGUACCAGAGGGAGAGCAGAUUGGAGUUAUUCUUGAUCGAACCAAUUUUUACGCCGAACAAGGUGGUCAAGAGAAUGACACUGGUGCUAUCUACAUCAACGGAAAGGCAGAGUUGGAAGUCGGCGAUGUACAGUCGUAUGGUGGUUAUGUCCUCCAUACAGGUUUCAUCAAGUAUGGAUCUCUCGCCGUUGGGGAUUCUGUUACGUGCGAAUUCGAUGACCGCCGUCGCCAACCUAUCAGAAACAACCACACUGGAACUCAUAUCUUGAACUUUGCGUUGAGAGAGGUCUUGGGAGACGGUAUUAACCAGAAAGGUUCCCUUGUGGCGGCAGAGAAGUUGCGAUUCGACUUCUCCCACAAGGCAGGCGUGUCUGACAAGGAGCUUGACCAGAUUGAGAGAAAAUCUACCGAAUACAUUCGACAAAAUUGCGGCGUGUACUCGAAAGAAGUGCCCCUUGCUACCGCGCGCGAAAUCAGUGGUGUGCGUGCCGUAUUUGGUGAGACAUAUCCUGACCCCGUACGAGUUGUCUCGGUGGGAGUCGAAGUCGAGGAGAUUCUCAAGGACGUUAAAGACCCACGAUGGAACGAUAUCAGCAUUGAAUUCUGUGGCGGUACCCACGUUUCAAAGUCUGGCGAGAUCCGGGAGCUCGUUAUUCUCGAGGAAUCCGGUAUCGCGAAGGGUAUUCGAAGAAUCAUCGCGGUAACAGGUGAUGAAGCUUUGCAAGCCCAGUUGACCGCAGUUGAGUUUGAGAAACGCCUUGAAAAGCUUCGAACAAUGGAGCAUGGUGCCGCCAAGGAGACCGAGAUGAAACAAGUUCAGUUGGAACUGAACCAACUCUCAAUUUCUGCUGUUCAGAAGGCUAAAUUCCGAGACUUGUUUGCACGUAUCAACAAACAGGUCUUGGAUGAUCAGAAAGCUCAACAGAAAGUCGAGCUGAAGAAAGCCCAGGACCUCAUCAAGGCAUAUUUUGAUGCCGAGGAAAACAAGGGUCGCUCAACUUUCGUUGCCAAACUGCCAGCGACCUCCAAUUCCAAGGUUGUUAGCGAGUCGAUCAACUUUAUCAAGUCUAAGAUGGCUGACAAGACUGUUUACUUUUUCGCGCCGGACCCCAGUGGAAACAAGGUCGCACAUGGUUGCCAUGUGUCGAAGGCCGCUAGUGACCUUGGUCUCUCCCCAAGUGGGUGGGCGAAUGUCGUUUCGGGAGCUGUUGGUGGAAAGGCUGGUGGAAAAGCCCCUACAGCCAUUGGCAACGGAACAAACCCUGACAAGGUCGACGAAGGCGUUGCACUUGCCACCGAAUAUCUUGAGAAAUUCAAAUUGUAA
Messenger RNA from Talaromyces marneffei, 3003 nucleotides. RefSeq lists its product as uncharacterized. The record is from RefSeq and is a predicted model, not a curated record. The transcript has 6 exons. Gene Ontology annotation, biological process: tRNA modification; alanyl-tRNA aminoacylation. Gene Ontology annotation, cellular component: mitochondrion; cytoplasm. NCBI's taxonomy places the organism in Eukaryota, Fungi, Ascomycota, Eurotiomycetes, Eurotiales, Trichocomaceae. The coding region runs from base 1 to 3003 and encodes 1000 amino acids. Gene Ontology annotation, molecular function: alanine-tRNA ligase activity; nucleic acid binding; amino acid binding.